This is a messenger RNA of Astrephomene gubernaculifera, 5325 nucleotides long. Lineage: Eukaryota; Viridiplantae; Chlorophyta; Chlorophyceae; Chlamydomonadales; Astrephomenaceae. The record is from the annotation of a GenBank genome assembly.
GUCCAUUUUCCGUACGUGCGGGCGGGGGGGGUGUGAGUUGACAUCCAUCGUCACCCCUGGCUCGUUUGGGUUCUUUUUGCACGCAGGUCGUCCAGAGGGCUCCAUUCUACCAUAGCUGCUUCUCUCACUAGCACUUACUCGACUCUCGUUUUCGACGAUCCUUUCCUAGCAAACAUCUCCUUGCUCCUUGAACUGGCACGCUUACUUGGAUGGUCGUAAUGUAUAGAGUAUAUUGAAAAAUAGAAGGUCGGGCUCUGGACCCGGAAUCGUCGCUGGCAGUCGGGCGUGUGGGGUCCAUCAGCAACGGACCACGCUCCCAGCUGCAAAGACGCCAUGAGUAAUACGACAAAUAAGAGCCCUGCGCCAUCGGCGCCUCCACCCCCUCGUCGGUGGCUAGGCAUUCCAGCAACAUAUUGGCAGGCAGUCCUCCUUAUAGCGCUUUCAGCAUGUGCUACGGUUGUAGUUCUCUUCAUGUGGAUGCGAUCUUCUUCGGGAACAGCUGUAGUGUUGCUGGUGCGUCCGCUGAGCUCCGCGGCUGCCACAUCCGUAUAUAAGACGUGCGCUAGCAGCGGGAGCGGAGUCGGGAAUCGCUACCUCGUAACCGGUGCAGCCGGCUUCAUUGGGUUUCAUGCUGCACAGGAACUUAAAGUUCGCGGCGACGUCGUAGUAGGACUGGACAACUUCAACGACUACUACCCCGUCUCCCUCAAGCGCGCUCGCGCGGAGGUCCUCAGCAAAAAGGGCGUCCCAGUGGUUGAGCUCGACCUGAACGACCAGGAGGGCCUGGCGGAGCUCUUCCGGCUGUGCUCCUUUACGCACGUGCUGCACCUGGCCGCACAGGCGGGUGUGCGCUACGCCGCACGCAACCCCUUCGCCUACGUGCAGUCCAACAUCGCGGCCAGCGUGACGCUGAUGGAGACCAUGCGGCUGCACAAGCCCAUGCCGGUGCUGGUGUACGCCUCCUCCAGCUCCGUGUACGGGCUGUCCAAGCGCUUCCCCUUCACGGAGGACGACCGGGCGGACCAGCCGGCCAGCUUGUACGCAGCGACGAAGCGCAGCCUGGAGAUGUUGGCGCACUCGUACUUUAACAUCUACAAGAUGUCUGUAACAGGCCUGCGGUUCUUCACGGUGUACGGCCCCUGGGGUCGCCCCGACAUGAGCGUCAUGUCCUUCUCGCGCAACAUCGUGGACGGCAAGCCCAUCCGCGUGUUCCAGGGCCCUAACCGCACGGAGCUGGCCCGCGACUUCACGUUCGUGGGCGACAUCGUGAGCGGCAUUGUGGGCUCCCUGGACACCUCGCCGCCCUCCGCGGACCCCGAGACCCCGCCCGCCUACCGCAUCUACAACCUGGGUAACACGCGCGUGCACACCGUCACGGAGCUGGUGACCAGUCUGGAGGAGCUGCUGCGGGUGAAGGCGCAGGUCAAGUACCAGCCGCUGGGGCCCACGGGGGACGUGCUGCGGACCAACGCCAACAUCACGCACGCGCACGAGGACCUGGGCUACACGCCCAAGACCAACCUGCGGGAGGGGCUACAGGAGUUUGUGAGCUGGUUCUUUGAGUAUUAUGGUCCGGAUGGGAAGAACCGGCCGGCGGAUGAGAUUGGCUAUGUGCCGGACUGAGGAGGCUGCAGAGGAAGAGGGGUGUGGUGUGCCUGCACAUGUGCGUAGGCAGCGCAUCACACUGACCCACAUCGGUGAGUAGCGGUGGCAGCGCCCAGGUAAGGAUCUCGUAUGGUUGGCGGGGUUAGGGUAUAGGAAGGCUCCGAAACCUUGGAAGCGAUGGGGAUGGGGUGUCGUGGGUAGGGUUGUGGCGAGGAAGGUGGUGCUAUGGUUAUUGGCGUGCGGGUGUGGUAAGUUAUUGAUCUGCGUGUAUUCGCGUGUGUGUGUUAGGGUGCUGACGGGCAUUCAGGGUAUGGUGAGGCAGAAACAUGUCUCCUACGUUGGAUUGAACUUGCUGGUGUGGUACCAUUUGCUGGUCGGUGGAUGGUGGUGGGUGGGAGCUUGGGCUGUUGGUGCCGAAUCGGCGUACAGGACAGGAGUGACUGUCCUCGGCCGGCCCAUCCUGCCCGAGACUAGGAAGAGGGUUGUAUUAGGACUGUUGAUAUGGCGAGGGCACAGCCUCACAGUCCUCAGUACUUGGUCUUGAUUUUAGUAUAAUCUGCUUACGUGGAAAGUGGGUUGUAGUUAGGUAUGUUCAGCAUAUGGACCAGAAAUUCACGCCUGCGCUCUGUAUUCAUGUCUCCUCAGUUGCUUCAUUCGGUUUCUCGUGCCUUCGGCUUGACGAGUGGCUAUAUGCACCCCGGUAUUGAGGAGCCAAUGGCCCGGGUUUAUCCCCUUCCUCUUCAUUAUUGCUGUGGCCGCACCUGCCGUAGGAUGUAUGGGUGUGACCUAUGAAUGCUGUGCCUACACCUGAGGUGGUUGUUUUGGAGCAUAUGAGCGGAUGACCUGAGCUCUUUAGCCCUUCAUUGUGUAGAGGUGUAAGCUACAUGGACAGUAGACAGGGUUCAUGGCGCAUCGUGUUGCCCAGCAGUCCUCUACAGCUAGCUCGUGCAGCAGCGGAUGUGCCGGGAACUGUACACGAUUGCAGAAUGCGGUGGACUAGGAGAGGGCUGUUUUGAGAACUGUGGUGUGAAGGUUGCUUGUGAUACUUCUUUAAGGAGGACUCGGUGGCCGUAUCCGGUCAAGUCGCAUUAAGGGGUUUAUAUGGACGGCCAGUGUCUGGGGUGUCCAUGUCACCUGUCCGCCCAUGGACAGAGGGUCUGCUUUGCAUGCAACUACCGGUACGCACCAUAGCUGUGGUGCAGUACACAGAGAGCCUCGACCACCCGUCUUGAACUAGCGCACCUUCCAAUCGCAAAACGGUUUGAGCACCGGUAUAAUGGUAAAAUCAUCACGUUCGUGCGCAGGUCCUACUUAAAGCCGGGAAAAUCUGCCGUAUAGCUUUCGUGGUCCUCCUGAAUCCAAGCCGCCCGACAGUUAGCAGGAUGCGCCAUGGCAUGCAUACAAUUCCUAGGAUUGAACAUCGACCAUAAUUGGGCAUCGGUAGUAGGCUUUAAGUAAGCAAGGGCAAUUGUUCGACGGCGCGACGCAAGCGCGUUUCUUGUGCAUCCCCCACACCACCUAAUCCUGUGGCACUAGAGUUUCCUAGAAAUGCAAAUCCUUUCACGAGGUCUAGCUCCGCUGCCUACUGGCCCCAGGAGGCGACAAGUCCAUUGCCUAGCCGCGACGACACAGACACCCGUGCCAAUUUCUGAUAAGCAGUCCCCGCAACCGGCUGCUAGGAAGGUUUCCCUGGUAUCCCUUGGCUGCCCGAAGAACGUCGUCGACGGCGAGGUGUUGUUGGGUGACCUCACCCGCGCCGGCUUCUCCAUCACCGAGGACCAUGAGGAGGCGGACGCCAUCAUCGUCAACACCUGCGCCUUUGUGGAGGACGCCAAGAGCGAAUCCCUGGAGGCCAUCGUAGAGGCUGCUUCCCUCAAUGAGGACGGCCGCAAACGCAAGCUGGUGGUCACUGGCUGCCUGGCGCAGAGGUACUCUCAACAGCUCGCCGCCGACCUGCCCGAGGCGGACCUGGUGGUUGGCUUCCAGAGCUACGGCAACCUGGCGGCCUCGCUGCAGCGCUCGCUGGGGCUGGAGCCCUCGCGCGAGGCGCUGCAGAUCGCGCAGGAGGCGGCAGCGGCGGCGGCGGCAGCAGCUGGGGAGUCAGCAGCCGGGGCGCCAGGGGCUGACGGGCACCAGCAGGACCCCCAGCAGCAGCAACAAGGGGGGCAAGAGCAGCAGGAGGGGUUGCGGGUGAGGGCAGCGGCGGGAGGGGAGGUGGAGGAGGCGAGCACCUCAGCGCGCGUGCAGGUGGGCGCUGCCACGGUUCCCUUCCGCCCCGAGUGGCGGCGGCACCGCCUGACGCCGCCCCACACCGCCUACCUGCGGGUGGCGGAGGGGUGCAACCACGCAUGCACCUUCUGCGCCAUCCCGGGCUUCAGGGGCAAGUUCCGCUCCAAGCCCUGGGGUGCGCUGCUGGCUGAGGCGGCGCAUCUGGUGGCGGGCGGCGUGAAGGAGCUGUGCCUGAUCGCGGAGGACACCAACCAGUACGGCAUGGACAGACGUGACGGUCGGGACCUGGCCCAGCUACUGCGCGAGCUGUCCCGGCUGGAGGGGCUGGCGUGGAUCCGCAUCCUGUACGCCUACCCCUCCUACUUCAAUGACGCGCUCAUUGACGAGAUCGCAAACAACCCCAAGGUGUGCAAGUACCUGGACAUGCCGCUGCAGCACAUCUCCAACCUCACGCUGCUGGCCAUGAACCGCCCGCCGGCGCAGCACACCCGCGGACUGCUGGCCCGCCUGCGCAGCCGCAUCCCGCGCCUGGCGCUGCGCACCACCUUCAUCAGCGGCUUCCCCGGGGAGAGCGAGGAGGCGCACCGGGAGCUGGUGGGCUUCGUGAAGGAGUUCAAGUUUGAGCGCAUGGGUUGCUUUGCGUUCAGCCCCGAGGACGGCACCCCUGCUGCCUCCCUGCCGCAGCAGCUGCCACAGCGGUUGCGGGAGCGGCGGCGGGACGAGCUGAUCAGCCUGCAGCAGCGUAUUGGAGAGGAGUGGGCGGAGGGGCGCGUGGGGGAGGAGAUGGAGGUGCUCGUGGAGGGGUACAACGACGACGGUUGGCUGAUUGGUCGUACACAGUACGACGCACCUGACGUGGAUCCGCUGGUGUUCCUUACAGAAUCCGAUGACCCUGCCGUACCCCGGCUAGAGGCGGGUCAGAUCCGGCGCUGCGUGGUGACCUCAAACUCGCUGUUUGACCUCGAGGCAACUCCCGUGGCUUAGUACGCGACGCGACAUGGCACAUGACACAUGACUACAUGGCAUCUGACUGCUUGGCGGUUUGGCCUUGACCGAAUGUGAUCAUGUUUAAUUGGCAGCGACGUCAGAUGCAUUGGGUGCAAUGAUGGGUAACUUGACUCAUUUGGUGGAUAGAUGAGAUACCGCAACACCGUCCUUUUGGCGGGAAUACCGGUUAUGAGGACGGUCGCUUCAUGUACUUGGCUGUCUGCCUCUCACAGCUGGGGAUGUGGGGGAGAUACUAACCGACAGUAAACGGACAUGCAGGGGAAGUGUAUGCGGUCCGUUACCCGGGCGUCUGGACAGCAUCCCGAUGCAACCGUACCCAUGUACCCAUUGAGGCACGACUGUUGUUGCUUAGCUAUUAGCUUCGCAGGCCUACGCAUUAGAGCGGACGCGAUGAUAAGCUUCGAGUCUGUUGUGCGUUCGUUUAAUUAGCUUUGGAUUUUGGAGAAAACCCUCCGAAAGUCUGCAGCCUACGGAUUGUUAACA